UCUAGUCCUCUCUGAACUUGAAAAGAAACUGUGUCAACACUUCAGGAGGGUAGAGAUAAGGGGGAAAAGGGGAAGAAAAGUUCCUGUGCUUUUGACCCCAUCGAUGCAGCAAGCACUGGAUAUGCUUGUGAGCAAACGACAAGAAUGUGGGGUUCCUCUGGAGAACAUAUACCUAUUUGCAAGACCAUCUGCUCUUACCUGCUACCGUGGGUCUGAUUGCCUUCGACACUUUGCCAAGGCCUGUGGUGCAAAAACUCCUGAAAGUCUCACCUCUACAAAACUGCGCAAACAAACAGGAACUCUGUCUCAAGUACUCAACCUCAGUAAUACAGAGUUGGAUCAGUUAGCUGAUUUUCUCGGCCAUGAUAUAAGAGUGCAUCGCCAGUUCUACAGACUUCCUGAGGGCACCCUCCAACUUGCCAAAAUUAGCAAAGUACUCCUGUCGCUUGAAAAGGGACGUCUGGCAGAAUUUAAGGGAAAGACUCUGGAUGACAUCAACAUUGAUCCUGAGGAGAACGUGCAUUUGGACAGUGACACAGAGGAUGUUUUCGAGUCAGGCUCAGAAGAGAGACAGUCCACAUCCAGCCAUAGAGAGAACAAGACCACAGAGCCCCAUGGAAGCCAUAAUGAAGAAGCACCACAGGAAGACGGCAUGACACUUCCACCACCCUGUCACCGCAAGUCAUCAAAAAGUGAAAGAGAGAGACGAGCCACAUCCAGUCAGAUAGAAGAGAACAACUCCACAAGACCAGAUGCGAACCAUGAUAAAGCGGCACCAGAAAAAGCCAACAUGACCUGUUCACCACCCUGUCACCGCAAGUCAUCAAAAAAUGAAAGAGGACACUACAUGAUUUUUUUCAGGGCUGUACAACCACCAGAAAAGGUGGAUCCCACAAUGGAUGGUCUGGUCCGGUGA
Mugil cephalus (flathead mullet) is the source of this 916-nucleotide messenger RNA. RefSeq lists its product as uncharacterized. Lineage: Eukaryota; Metazoa; Chordata; Actinopteri; Mugiliformes; Mugilidae. Bases 104 to 916 code for a protein of 270 amino acids. The transcript has 5 exons. The record is from RefSeq and is a predicted model, not a curated record.